AUGCUUUCCAAGUCUUUCUCCCUUCUCGCCUUUGGCGCGUUGGCCUAUGGCCAGGAGCUGGUCCAAGAGGGCGCUCCAGCACCUGUCGUCCUCGCAACCGCAAAGUCUGCUGUCAUCCCCGCGACUCCAACAGCUACACCUUUCACGGGCGUCGAUACCAUCCAGGGCGCGAUUGUCUCUCCUCUCCCUCCUGCGCCAGGCUACCUUCCAGGUGAGACGGGAGGGCUCAAGGGUACCGCAACAGCCUCUUCCAACCAGCCUUCAGCUACGUACCGUGCAACCAUGCCUGAGGAGCAAUACAACCCCUUCGUUGGCAGCACGGUUUCCGGAUCCAUCGAGGCUGUUGGUGGUGCUAGCGGUGUCAACUUCACCGUUAACCUAUCCGAUCUGCCCGAUCAAGCCCAGUUCGGUCCCUUCGCCUGGCACAUCCACGCUCUCGCCGUCCCUGCUGACGGAAAUUGCACCGCAACCAUGGGCCACCUGGAUCCCACCAACCGCGGCGAGCUCGUCAUGUGCGAUUCCGCACUGCCAGAGACUUGUCAGGUCGGUGAUUUGGCCGGAAAGCACGGCGGCAAGAUCAUGACGGAGGGAAGCUUCUCAACCAGCUUUGUGGACCCGUACCUCAGUGUUGUAGAGGGUAGUUCAGGAUUCUUCGGUGGAUUGGCGUUUGUCCUUCACACUGGUAACACCACGAGGAUCACUUGUGCGAACUUUGAGCUUGUGUCAGGUGGCAACGGUACUUCUGCUCCUAACGGCACCAUGGGUAUGCCUAGCCCGACUAGCAGUAUGCCAGCCGAGUACACUGGCGCGGCGAGCAAACUCGGUGGAGGUGUUGUUGCGCUCGCGGCCGGUGUCUUUGCUGCGAUGAUGAUGUAA
Alternaria arborescens is the source of this 876-nucleotide messenger RNA. RefSeq lists its product as hypothetical. Gene Ontology annotation, molecular function: metal ion binding. The transcript has a single exon. Lineage: Eukaryota; Fungi; Ascomycota; Dothideomycetes; Pleosporales; Pleosporaceae. Bases 1 to 876 code for a protein of 291 amino acids. The record is from RefSeq and is a predicted model, not a curated record. Gene Ontology annotation, biological process: superoxide metabolic process.